Molecule: messenger RNA, 804 nt
Organism: Merops nubicus (carmine bee-eater)
Lineage: Eukaryota; Metazoa; Chordata; Aves; Coraciiformes; Meropidae
Product: gap junction beta-3 protein-like
Exons: 1
Coding region: 1-804 (267 amino acids)
Biological process (GO): cell communication
Cellular component (GO): connexin complex
Source: RefSeq, a predicted model, not a curated record
AUGGAUUGGAAAACGCUGCAGGCGCUGCUCAGCGGGGUCAACAAGUACUCCACAGCCUUCGGCCGCAUCUGGCUCUCCGUGGUCUUCGUCUUCCGCGUGCUGGUCUACGUGGUGGCGGCCGAGCGCGUGUGGGGCGACGAGCAGAAGGACUUCGACUGCAACACGCGGCAGCCGGGCUGCACCAACGUCUGCUACGACCACUACUUCCCCAUCUCCCACAUCCGCCUCUGGGCCCUGCAGCUCAUCUUCGUCACCUGCCCUUCCCUCCUGGUCAUCAUGCACGUGGCUUACCGGGAGGACCGCGAGAAGAAGAACCGGGAGAAGAACGGGGAGAAUUGCCCCAAGCUCUACAGCAACACGGGCAAGAAGCACGGCGGGCUGUGGUGGACGUACCUGUUCAGCCUCUUCUUCAAGCUUAUCAUAGAGAUCCUCUUCCUCUACCUCCUCCACAAGAUGUGGGACAGCUUUGACUUGCCACGGCUAGUCAAGUGCUCCGACGUGCCCUGCCCCAACACUGUGGACUGCUACAUAGCUCGGCCAACCGAGAAAAGAGUCUUCACCUAUUUCAUGGUCGGAGCCUCCUCCCUCUGCAUCGUCCUCACCAUCUGCGAGAUCUUUUACCUCAUCUUCAAGCGGGUUGUGCGGAGUGCACAGAGGUGGAGGAAGUCCACCAAGCGCUCUGCCAGCUACAGCAAGGCCUCCACCUGCCAAUGCCACCUCAAGGCAGAGGAGAAGGACAACAAAUCCCAGAUUAGGUGUGUGGCAGCCCUGCGGGCCUCAGCUCCCAAGCUGGCUGCCAUCUGA